Molecule: messenger RNA, 3059 nt
Organism: Aedes aegypti (yellow fever mosquito)
Lineage: Eukaryota; Metazoa; Arthropoda; Insecta; Diptera; Culicidae
Gene: Fem-1
Product: protein fem-1 homolog B
Exons: 6
Coding region: 615-2621 (668 amino acids)
Molecular function (GO): protein binding
Source: RefSeq, a predicted model, not a curated record
UCCCGACUCGGAUUUGUAACGCGCUGUUCGCCGCGAUUGCAGAAUUUCUCCUUUCGCCAUCCGAUCUUCGCUCCUUCCGCCGAUCAUUCGAUCCCCCCGCGGAUCCAAACCGUAAUUACCACCCCGUGUUGUUGACGGACGCUGUGCUCUACAGAAACCGUCGUGUCGUCGUCUUGUGUGUGGGUGUUUCUUUUUUAGCGCACCAUACUUUUCGCGUUUUAUUUUGCGCCAGAGUGUUGUGCGUCGUUGUCAAGAAUAUUAUUCGGCUCAGGUUCAAGCUGCCGAGGCGUGGACACAAGAAGGAUUCUCUCUUCUUGCCAGUUUUAGUCCGCAGCUGUAAGUGAGAAGGAAGCCAACUCGCGAAUCGUUCGUUCGGUCGAUCGCCGUCGGAAAGAAGGAAAAUCAUUUUCGCACUUUUCACAGCAGUUUGAGCGCGUGCAAGCAAGCAAAAGUCAAGUCGCAAAAUCCGCAGUUCGAAGUGAAUUUCGUAACAUUGGGAAGAUAUUGGCCAACGACUUCCGGAAUCGCGAAACGCGCAGUUCGGUGGACACGGAUUCGAAACUGACUCGAAUCUUUUCAAACGACGAUAAGGUGUACCCUGUACGGAAGCGGACAUGACCAAGGAAGAUCCGGUUCCAACUCCGGCACGGAUGCGGGAGUUCAACAAACUGUCGCUGGUGCACCGGGUUUAUUACGCCUGCAAGGAUGGAUUUGCCCGACUGCUGUUGGCCACGCUCAAGGACAUCAGCUGCGAACACGACAGAAAGGCGAUCGUUGAUCAGGAAAUAUCCGAGGAAGAACGUCAGCUCUUCACUCCGUUGAUCGUGGCAGCUUUGAAUGGCCACUACGAUGUAGUGCGAAUCCUGCUAAUCCAAGUAAAACCAAAUCUGGAAAAGGAAGGCCGUGUGAAGUUCGAUGGGCACCUGAUCGAGGGGGCCUCCGCUUUGUGGGUGGCCGCCGGAGCGGGACAUCUGAACAUCGUUAAACUGCUGAUCGAACAUGGUGCCGAUGUGAACCACCAUACGAAGAAUCUGUCCACCCCGGUCAGGGCGGCGUGCUUCGAUGGACGGUUGGACGUUAUCCGGUACCUGGUCAAUCACAAAGCCGACAUAAACUUGCCCAACAUUUACAACAAUACUUGCUUGAUGAUAACGGCUUAUAAGGGACAUGUAGCAGUUGUGGAAUUCUUGCUGGAGAACGAUGCGUUGCUGAACGAGCAGGCCAACUGUGGGGCAACGGCGCUGCACUAUGCGGCGGAAUGUGGCCAUCUGGACGUCUGUACGGUGCUCUUGGAUUACGGUGCAGUACUCAAACGAAAUGAGUACGGAAUGACGGCGGUUAUAUGCGCUGCGGAAAGGACACGUGAGUCUGUAGUGCAGUUGUUUGUGAACAGACAAGGAUUGCUGACUCGAGAGGAACAGAUCGAUGCCUUGGAGCUGAUGGGGGCUUCGUUUGCAAACGAUAAGGAUAACUACAGCUUGGUGAAGGCGUUCCAUUACUUGAUAUCGGCAAUGGAGCUGAGACAUGAAGAUCCGGACAACAUCAUUCGCAAGCCACUUCUGCCUUCGAUCCCUGCCUACGAACACUGGGUGGAAUGUCAAACCAUGCAGGAUCUCCAGGCAAUACGAUACAACCACAACUCGCUCCACAUGGAAUCGUUGACCAUCAGGGAGCGCAUCCUGGGCCGGCAUUGUCCCGAUGUGGCCCACUCGAUCGUGUUCCGUGGAGCGGUUUGUGCCGAUAACGGUCGGUUCGAUCGCUGCGAAAGUCUUUGGCUACACGCGAUGCAUUUGAAGCAGCAGAACUCGCUCUCGGUUCAACGGGAUUUGCUUCGUUUCGCACAACUCUUUUCGCAGAUGCUUUCGAUAAAUGUUACGCUGAGAUUUGCCAACGUGGUCGACGUGUUGACGGCUUGUGUCGAUGAGCUGGCUCUCAAUCAGUCAAAAAUGAUCAACCCGGGCGAGAAAGAUCUGCUGGAGGUUGUAGCCGAGGAGUACGAACUGAAUAUAGUGACGGUGCUGUAUCUAAUUACUAUAAUAACGAAGUUGAUAAAAAUGAAAAAUGUAGAUAUUACGGAGGACAACCUCAGGGACGUGUAUAGGUUAGUUUAUAAGCUGAACAAUUUAUCUGUAAGGCUCAGAGAUGAUCAGACAUUGCUGCAUCUUUCGGUGAACGGAGUGACACCGGUUGACGACUUUCAUACGGAUGAUAUUUGCAGGUUUCCGUGUGUUGACACUGUGAAACUGUUACUGAAGUGUGGUGCAUCAUUGUCCGUGAUGGAUGCUGAUAGGAAUACACCUUUACACACGCUUUGCUCUACGUUACAGACUGCCGUCAUUCUUAUGUCGGAAAACGACGUUAGAUCCAUAGUGCAAGAUUUGGUCGAAAUCUUUGUCGAGGCGGGCAUCCACCUGGAUGCAGUCAACUGCGACGGCCUCAAAGCAUCGCAAGUUUGCCAGCAAAACUCUGUGAGCGCAUUCAUCAAGAGCUACGAAGCACGUGCAAUCAAUUUGAAAUGUUUGGCCGCCCGUUGCAUUGCGCAGCACCGCGUACCGUUCAAAGAGGUGAUUCCUCGACAGUUGGAAACGUUCGUGCAGCUGCAUUGUUCGGAGAAGUUUUGAUGCCGCCACGGCUGGCUCUUGGCGUGCCAUCGAGAACGCGAAAACGCGACGUUCAAACCUAUUGGUUCUCGAAAAUCAAUAUGAUUGCAAUAGCCGGAUUGAACGGUUUCAUUUUACCAACGAACAAUGAAAAUGGGAAAAGCUAAUAUUUUUUACGAUUAUUUCCUAUACUUAAUAAUAAAAUAACCACCACCGAUUGUGAUUGAAUGCGGAAGUGCACCAGGACCCUGUGCCCCUCAGGGAAUUGGUUUUCGAGUGAUACUGAUGAAUCAACCAAGAUAAUUGGCUGUUAGAAGAGAACAAAAGUCGAACAACUAGUUUUAUUUCAAGGGACGCUGAAAUUAUUUUUUAAACUUUUAAUUUUUCGUUCAGGAUUUUGCUGUGGUAAAAAGCAAUAUUUUUACAAGAAAGCAAGUAAAAUUUAAAUAUUCAAAUUCA